Molecule: messenger RNA, 2476 nt
Organism: Teleopsis dalmanni
Lineage: Eukaryota; Metazoa; Arthropoda; Insecta; Diptera; Diopsidae
Exons: 4
Coding region: 169-2328 (719 amino acids)
Source: RefSeq, a predicted model, not a curated record
GCUUUCUAAUAGGUGUAUUGAUAAACUAUUUGUAACCAAAAACGAUGACGGAAAAUGCAGUUCACAAAGCUCUUCCAAAUAAGAAGUGCACAGAACUGAUUUCGAAAAGAGUAGGAAAAUCGUUUAUUUGAUGAACUUUCAAUUUUCCAUACAGCCGUAAACAUCAUCAUGUCAUUUUCUGUUUAUUUAGAAAUAUUACUCUUGGCGUUUUGGCUUCAUCUAACAAACUAUCUUUGUGUGGCCAUUGUUUGUUACAAGUGCGAUUCCUUGACACUAGAGUCUUGUGCUACAACUUUAGAUGAAACAGUUCUGCCUUAUGAGGACUGCAAGACGUCAUUGCAGUGUGUUAUGUCCAUAGUUGAUUCGAUUACAUAUCGUGGUUGUGGCGCUAAUACACCAACGCUUGGUGCAACAUAUAAAAAAACUUGUCCAGAUAAUUUAUGCAACAAAGGUGUUUAUCCCCCAGGCAGACUGAAAUGCUAUCAAUGUGCAGAUGGUAUGGAAUGUGUUAACAAGCAAAUUGGUAAACCACAUCCAUGUCUCUACCACAAUGAAAUCGACCAAUGUUAUACAGAAGUACGAAGUGAAACUGAAGUAUACCGCGGUUGUGCAACAGAUCGCAACCACACCAUAAGAGGAGAUGCUGAGUAUUGUGAAGUAAACGGUUGCAAUGCAAACACUGCUGCCGUUCCACUUAGAUGUGCUGUAUGUGACUCCAAUGUUGAACGCGGCUGUAAAAUGGAUUUGUUUGAAGUGAACACUAACUCCUGCAAUAUAACAAAAUAUGAAACGUGCGAAGUGUUUUCACUGCUUACGCAUGAAGAGACCUGUUUCAAGUAUAAACAUUUGAAUCGCGUUGUGCGCGGCUGCACAAAGGAUAUGCCACACGAUCUUAAGGCGGAUAUAACGCAUGUGGAGCAAUGCAGUAAUUUGGAUUAUUGUAACGCCAAAUGCGUAGAGCAACAAAAGUGUUUGGUUUGUGAUACAGCAACAAAUCAAAAUUGUCGUGGCAAUGUUGGUGAUAUUAUCUUGAGUACUUGUAGUUCAGCUCAACAGUCAUCAUGUUAUGCAUGCAAACAUUCCGAUUGGCGUGAAGAACGCGGGUGUGGAAAACCACCAACAAUAACAAGUACGAGUAAUUGUUAUGAAUGUGAGACAACGCGUUGUAAUGCGGUACCGUUUAACAGUUGUUACAAAUGCACAACCGCCAAGAAUCCAAAUUGUGCUACUUGGGAGCGACCUGGUUACAUAGAAAUCGAAGAGUGCUCUACACCGGGAGCAGCUUGUAUAAUUGCUACUUUUAAAAAUGGCACCACACAACGAGGUUGUGAAAGUGCACAAUUAAGUUGCAAUGACACACUGCUCAAUUGUCAAAAUUGCAAUGGAAGUUUUUGCAACAAAAAUGUCUAUCCAGCACAUAGUUUACGUUGUUAUCAAUGUGCCGGUGCCAAUUGUGAUUUUGUUGAUGUAGAACCCAAAGAUCCACUACCUUGUCCUCCAUGGCCUAUGACGCCAGUAAACGAAACUGAGUAUUGUUUCUCAUUUUUAGAUCCUGUGGUGGGUAUGAUACGUGGCUGUAAAAGCAAUACAACUCAAUACAUUGAUUGUAUGGUACGCGGCCAAGGUCUAAAGGGUUGUAAAGUUUGUUUAACAGAUGGCUGCAAUAAUUUGCCAGCUACACAUAAACCCACUUUGCAAUGUUAUCAAUGUGAAGCAAAUGAUUUUAAUUGUCAGGCACAGCAGUUAACUGCACGGUACUUGCAGCAAUGUACUGAAAUGGUUAACUUUGGCGAAGAAGAAAGUUGCUUCACCGCGUAUUAUUUCGAUGGCACUAUUACACGUGGUUGUACGUUGGACCAUGAAAAGGAGAUAACUGCCAAACGCACACCAGCAGGUGUAGUCUAUUGUUCGAGCGGUGCUUGUAAUUCUGCUGAAGCUGCAGCGCAUUUUUGUGUCACUUGCCAAGCAGUCAAUUUACGGAAUGCGACAGACGAUUGCAUCUCGCAGCCGCAACGUUUAGUACCACAAAUGUGUAGCAAUAAUACAAAAAGCUGUUAUACUUUAAUUACUGAUUCACAACUGGUACGUGGUUGCAGUAAUAAUUUACCAUUUUCUUUAUUAAUGAAAACCAAUUAUUGUCAUUCGAAGUCGAACUCGAAAUGCCGUAUUUGUGAACAACACAUAUGUUCUAUUAACAACUAUUUUGAGACCAAUGACAUUGAAGUUAUGAGAAGAAAUCAUCAUUCAUCAUCACCAAAUGGUACUAAACAAAUAAUUUGGUAUCUUUUACUAUUACUAAUUUUUAAUAGCAGUACUUUUUAUUAUUAAAAACAACAAAUACAUUUUUUUAUUUAAUAUAUUAUUUACACUUUAUAAUUAUUGAUCCGAAAUCAACAAUUCUUGCAAAAUUAUAUAUCGCACCGAAAAGCAGGAGCAGAUACGAGUAUCACAAUAAAUUUAGAAUAAAAUAAAACAC